Messenger RNA from Penicillium verhagenii, 234 nucleotides. RefSeq lists its product as uncharacterized. The record is from RefSeq and is a predicted model, not a curated record. The coding region runs from base 1 to 234 and encodes 77 amino acids. The transcript has a single exon. NCBI's taxonomy places the organism in Eukaryota, Fungi, Ascomycota, Eurotiomycetes, Eurotiales, Aspergillaceae.
AUGCGCAUUGCGCUCAAACACUUCUUAUUUAAAGUCAACGAGGUCGACUCCGACUUAUGUGAUUGUCUCGAGGGGUCGCAAACACCACAGAAUAUCCUGCUACGAUACCCGCGAUUUGUGGAUGAACGCAAAGACAUUAUGGGUAAGAUCUGUGCACGGCCAGAUCUCAGUGCGAAUUUGCCCGAUUAUGAGGCACUUGUGUCUCACCCGCAUGCGACUCGCUACGUCGUAUAA